AGUUCAAGCCUCACCUCCAUCCGAGCUGGGAGCUUUACAAGGCACGUAACGUAAUCCUCACCCAACGACCACCAUCAUCGCCGCACAUUGCAACUCCUCACGCGCGGCAUUUGUCUCCUCCUCUUCUCCAUCUUCUCUCUUGUAGCUGUGCGCUUCACCACGCACUCUCGCCCAUCAUGGCUAACCAAACUCCCGCCGUUGUCAUGGACAACGGCACGGGUUUCUCCAAGCUAGGUUUCGCCGGUAACGAUUCUCCCUCAUUCGUCUUCCCGACCGCGAUUGCGACAAAGGGGCCAACUGGCGGAGCUGGUGGUUCUGGUUCUGGACGACCAGCUGUUGCGAACAAGCCAUCUUUUCUUACCGGAGGUGCUGGAGCUGGAGGCCAUUUGAGCGGAAAGCGAGGAACCGAGGAUCUCGACUUCUUUAUCGGUGAUGAGGCGAUAGCAGCUUCUGGAGGACCUGGAUAUGGCAUUCACUAUCCCAUUCGACACGGUCAAAUAGAGAAUUGGGACCACAUGGAACGAUUCUGGUCGAACUCCAUCUUCAAGUAUCUCCGAGUUGAGCCUGAAGACCACUACUUCCUCCUUACCGAGCCCCCACUGAACCCGCCCGAGAACCGUGAGAAUACCGCCGAAAUCUUCUUCGAGUCCUUCAACUGUGCUGGAAUGUACAUUGCCGUCCAGGCCGUUCUUGCUUUGGCUGCUUCUUGGACAUCUUCAAAGGUCCAGGAUCGCUCGUUGACUGGUACGGUCAUUGAUUCCGGUGAUGGUGUCACCCACGUCAUUCCCGUUGCCGAGGGUUAUGUCAUUGGGUCUUCUAUCAAGUCAAUUCCCAUUGCCGGUCGAGAUAUCACCUACUUCGUUCAGUCCCUCCUACGAGACCGAGGCGAGCCCGAUUCUUCGCUCAAGACAGCUCAGGAGAUUAAGGAGGAGUACUGUUACGUGUGUCCCGAUAUCGUCAAGGAGUUCAGCAAGUAUGACCGGGAUCGUACUCGAUUCGCUCAGCACGUUGUGUCGCAACCCAAUGGCCGACAGGUUACCGUUGAUGUCGGUUACGAGCGCUUCCUUGCCCCCGAGAUCUUCUUCAACCCCGAGAUUUACAGCUCCGAUUUCUUGACUCCUCUGCCCGUGGUUGUCGACGGUGUCAUUCAGCAAUCGCCUAUCGACGUCCGACGAGGUCUUUACAAGAACAUUGUUCUUUCUGGUGGAAGCACAUUGUACAAGGAUUUCGGUCGCCGAUUACAGCGAGAUAUCAAGCAGUUGGUUGAUGCCAGAAUUCGAGCCAGUGAGGUUCGCAGCGGUGGUGCUCGAAGUGGUGGCCUGGACGUGUCUGUUAUCACUCAUAAGCGACAGCGUCACGGUCCGUGGUUCGGAGGCAGUCUCCUUGGUCAAACCCCUGAGUUCCGAUCAUACUGCCAUACCAAGGCCGAGUACCAAGAAUAUGGACCCAGCAUUGUGCGAAGAUUCGCUCUGCUUGGUGGACCCGGUGGCUCUUGAUUUACGACAUAGACGAUCAAGAAUCACUCCUCAGUUGACUCCCAGAGUCAACAGCAAGCUUCCUAGAAAGAGAUGUUCUUGGAGUAGGCGCAAGAGGAUAGUGGGUGUUGACUGGAGUGCAAUGAAGAGGCGCUCAUGGCGCAAAAAUCUCAAUUGACAAUUAUGCCUAAAGCGAUGCAACUACAAGUGGGAGACAAGAGAUAGCAAGACGAGAUGGUGGCACGUGUUGAAGAGUUACAUU
This is a messenger RNA of Fusarium redolens, 1737 nucleotides long. RefSeq names its product actin family. Bases 177 to 1496 code for a protein of 439 amino acids. Gene Ontology annotation, cellular component: actin cortical patch; Arp2/3 protein complex. Gene Ontology annotation, biological process: Arp2/3 complex-mediated actin nucleation. The transcript has 7 exons. The record is from RefSeq and is a predicted model, not a curated record. NCBI's taxonomy places the organism in Eukaryota, Fungi, Ascomycota, Sordariomycetes, Hypocreales, Nectriaceae. Gene Ontology annotation, molecular function: actin filament binding.